AUGAAGGAAAUACUCCCCGAAUACCCACCAACCCCAUCCAGCUCGACCAUUUUCUCAUGCACCGACGGCCUCGGUUACACACUCCAAAACAACCACCGCGCAGCCGCCCGCCUGAACCUACAACACUACUUAUGGCGCGAGACCCUAGGAUACCACAUGCACCCGAGGGUGCAAAUCCCGAAAUUCAACCCUGUCAUCGCCGACGUGGCGACCGGAACCGGUAUUUGGCCAAUUCACGUCGCGCGAGAGCUACCAUCGGCGGAAAUAGACGGGCUGGAUAUCGAUAUGACGCAAGCGCCGCAGCCAACAUGGUUACCCGAUACUAUCCGCCUUCGACCCUGGAAUCUGUUCAGUCCCGUGCCACCUGAUCUAUUGGGGAAAUAUGAUUUCGUUCAUGUGCGACUUCUCGUGCUAGUCUUAUCUGGAGUUGAUCCUGUGCCGGCAAUUCGGAAUCUCCUGGCGUUGUUGAAGCCGGGCGGGUAUUUGCAGUGGGAUGAGUUAGAUUGCGUGCAUAUGAAAUUGAAAAAGGUCGACGAGUCCCUCGUGGCUCCUGCGUUAGAGGAGAUUCGGACAGCGUUGUGUGCCAACGGUAGACAUAAUUGGUCCGUGGAGCUGCCUCGCAUGUUAACGUACUGCGGGUUUGAAGAUCCGCGAACUGACUACUAUGACGAGCCUCCGGAGCUGGUGCGCGCUUUCAAUGAUCUGCAUUUGAAUACGAUGGAGGAGUUUGCAGGCAAGUUGGCGCAGAUGGGCCUGAUGGAGCCAGCGCGACGGUUCUAUGAGGUAGUGCAAAGGGCUUAUGGGGAGAGUGUACAGGGAUCUGCUCUAUCCCUUCCUCGACUUGUGGUUGUGGCGCGAAAGCCGCUCAUUUCGUCAGAUCAUGAUGGAUGGCCGAAUAGGCGACCGUUGGAGUCAUUGUGA
Messenger RNA from Aspergillus melleus, 921 nucleotides. Its product is annotated as class I SAM-dependent methyltransferase. NCBI's taxonomy places the organism in Eukaryota, Fungi, Ascomycota, Eurotiomycetes, Eurotiales, Aspergillaceae. Bases 1 to 921 code for a protein of 306 amino acids. The record is from RefSeq and is a predicted model, not a curated record. The transcript has a single exon.